Eruca vesicaria subsp. sativa (arugula) is the source of this 669-nucleotide messenger RNA. Lineage: Eukaryota; Viridiplantae; Streptophyta; Magnoliopsida; Brassicales; Brassicaceae. The record is from the annotation of a GenBank genome assembly.
AAAAAAUUGUGGAGCUUGUGGACAUGGAAAAGAAACUCAUAAUGCUGCUGUUGCUUCUGCAACUUCUGUCCUUAAACUCUCCGUCUCUGGGACAGUCCUCAUCCAUACCAACUGCAAACAUCACUGUAAUGGGUCUUGUUUACUGCGACGUCUGCUCUAACAACAGUUUCUCCAAACAUAGCUACUUCAUGCCCGGUGUUGAAGUGAGUAUAAUCUGCAGAUUCAAGGCAGCUUCGUCCAGAACAAGAGAGAUGCUAACGUUCUCUGCAAAUCGAACCACAGACGAGUUUGGACUCUACAAGCUAGAAAUAACAUCUGUGGAAGGUGUUUCUUGUGCUGCAGAAGCUGACGAAGAUUCUCUAACAGCUUCUUGUCAGGCAAGCUUGAUCAGUAGCUCCUCGGAUUCCUGCAACGUUCCUGGCUACAAAACUACAACGGAUCAAGUCGUGUUUCAGUCCAAGAUGUCUAAUCUCUGUGUCUACGGAUUUACCGCUUUGAAUUUCAGACCGUUUAAUAAGAAUAUUGACUUGUGUGACAAGCAAUAGAGGUCUAAUCUAUGUGUCUUCUAGUUCUCUGUUCUUUAUCUUUAGACUUUGUUUAUACAAUUUAAUUAUAAAUAAAUAAUGUUUUGUUUGUACUAGAACUCAACAUUCCAGACACAAAUUAAGU